Molecule: messenger RNA, 306 nt
Organism: Dioszegia hungarica
Lineage: Eukaryota; Fungi; Basidiomycota; Tremellomycetes; Tremellales; Bulleribasidiaceae
Product: Sec61beta family-domain-containing protein
Exons: 4
Coding region: 1-306 (101 amino acids)
Biological process (GO): intracellular protein transport
Cellular component (GO): Sec61 translocon complex
Source: RefSeq, a predicted model, not a curated record
AUGUCUGAUAUCGCUCGUCCCGAAUCUCCUGGGUCUGCAGGAGGCGCGUCCAGCUCAUUUGCUGUUUCGAGGCCGCACGGAGCCAAUGCUGUCCGUCGUCGUGCACCUACCGCUCCCCGCCCAAACUCAUCCCGCGCAGCCGGAGCUGGCGGGAGCUCAAACACCAUGUUGAAGCUGUACACGGAUUCAGGGGAUGCUGGGCUGAAAGUGGACCCCUUCGUCGUCGUCGUCCUCUCCAUCUCCUUCAUCGCCUCCAUCUUCUUCCUGCAUAUCACCGCCAAGGUGGUCCGGGCGUUCACAAAGUAG